AUGUGGCGUCGUCGCAAGCAAGCGCACUAAUCCGACCGUUGGCUGGCGCUGCUUGAUCCGGUAGUGCGCAUUUGACUGCGAAGUGUGCGAGAUCGCGAGACGUUGAUCGGACGAUCACGAAGGUACUACACGCGUUCGCUCGAUCGACACGGACGCGCUGACGUUAGACGUUAUCAGCAACGAGUUGAUGAUACGCUAGACACGGACGCGCCGGUGUUCCCUCUUUCUCUCUCUCUCUGUCUCAUUCCCCCUCAGUGUCGUCGAGGGUGUCUAAUCGAGAACGACGUAGAGUGCCUCGUACGAGACCGCAAGCGCGAGAAUUCGCGUGCAGGCUAGUCGCGUAUUUUCCGCAACAACAAUGUCAACGAAAUCAAGCAAGAAGACCGCGGCGGCAGCCGCAGCCGCCGCUUCCGCUUCUUCCGCCUCCGUCGCUUCGUCGUCCUCCAGCAUCCAGUCGCCGCCACCGACUACAUCGACGCCGAUCGGCCGGCGACCCGGCAGCCCGCUUAGCCCAACCCGAUACUCCCGGCUGCAGGAGAAGCAGGAUCUACAGAAUCUCAACGAUCGUCUGGCAUGUUACAUCGAAAAGGUGCGUCACUUGGAGACCGAGAAUUCCCGGCUGACCCGGGAGAUGCAGACUACUCAGGAGACCGUCACCCGGGAGGUCUCCAGUAUCAAGGCUAUGUACGAACACGAGCUAUCCGACGCGCGAAAGCUGCUCGAUGAGACUGCCAGGGAACGCGCCAAGCUGGAGAUCGACACCAAACGUCUCUGGGAUGAUAACGAGGAUUUCAAGAGCAAAUUGGACAAGAAAACAAAAGAUCUACAAAUAGCAGAACGAAAUGUAAUGAUAUUUGAGACGCGCUGCGGCGACUUACAGUCGCAGUUCAAUCAGUCACAGGCAGAGCGCAAGAAGUUAGCCGAGAAGGAUCGAGAUUCGGAAAAGGAAAUAGAUCGAUUGAAAACAUUGCUAGACGAUGCUCGUAAGCACCUGGAGGAAGAAACUCUUCAGCGAAUCGAUCUCGAAAACAAUAUCCAGAGUCUCAAAGAAGACAUCAGUUUCAAGGAUCAAGUUUAUCAGCAAGAACUUACAGAGACUCGUACGAGACGACAAGUUGAAAUAUCGGAGAUUGACGGUCGUCUUGCGGAGCAAUAUGAAGCUAAACUACAGCAAUCCUUGCAAGAAUUACGCGAACAGCAUGAGGCGCAAAUGCGUGCUAAUCGAGAAGAGAUUGAGCUUUUAUAUGAAAAUAAAAUCAAGAAUUUGGCAUCUCAUGCUCAACGUAAUAGCGGAGUCGCUAACAUGGCAACCGAGGAAUUGAGACAGACUCGCUCUCGAAACGAAGGACUCAAUUCAAGAAUCAGCGAACUCGAAGCAGCUAACAAUGCCCUUAGUGCACGCAUUAGGGACAUGGAGAAUUCAAGAGAAAACGAACGUUCUCGUUAUGCAGACAGUUUAGCUGCACUGGAAGCAGAAUUGUCACGUAUGCGAGAUGAAAUGGCUCAACAAUUACAAGAAUAUCAUGAUCUUAUGGAUAUUAAAGUAGCGCUUGAUUUGGAAAUUGCUGCGUAUCGCAAGCUGCUCGAAACUGAAGAGGCAAGAUUAAACAUUACACCUAUGCAGUCGACGAAUACGUCUUUGUCUAGAGCAACUCCGUCCAGACAUACUCCUCUCAGAGGCAAACGAAAACGCACUUUGUUGGAAGAGAGCGAAGAACGCAGCAGUAGUGAAUAUAGUGUUACAGGUACUGCUAGAGGUGACAUAGAAAUUACUGAAGCGGAUCCCCAAGGACGAUUCGUAAAACUUACUAAUAAGGGAAAUAAGGAAAUAAGCUUAGGCGGGUGGCAAAUUAUUCGCAAAGCCGGUACUUUGGAAACCACUUUCAAGUUUCAUCGUAGCGUAAAGCUCGAUGGAGGUGCUAACGUGAUGGUAUGGUCGGCUGAUAUUGGUGCAACGCACGAGCCACCUUCUAACAUCGUUAUGAAGGGUCAGAAGUGGUUUGUAGCAGAUAACAUGACUACUACAUUGAUAAAUAUUGAAGGAGAGGAAAUGGCAACUUCUGAGCGCAAGAGGCAACAAUUGUCCUCAGCUUUGUCUCGACACAGAGAAAGCUUAGGAUUCCGACCAUCAGAAGAACUCCAUCACCAACAGAGCGAUCCCCAAGGUGAAGAACGUUGCCACAUUAUGUGAACAUAAAUUUAUCAUAAAUUUAAGAAUAUCAAAAGAUUUUAAAAGCUUGUAUGAUAAUGCGGCUUUAUUCCAUAAGCACCGUUUAGAAAUGGUGAAAAUAAAAAAGAUUAUGCCAUUAACACAAAGAAAUUAAUUUAGAGUACAAUAUCAGAGAUAUAUGAGAUAUAAUACAAGAGAUCAUUUGUUUAAUAUUCACUUCGAAGAGAAGAAUAAAAGUAGCAGUAAUCUUCAUACUUUCUAUUUUUAUUCUUUUUCUCUCCGAGUUGAAUAUUGCAGUUGAACAUUUAUAUAACUUUCCUUACAUUUAUGUAAUAGAAUUUUAUAUAUAUAUAUAUAUAUAUUAUAUAUGUAUACAUAUAUGAGAAGAUAUUGUAUAAUAUAUUUGGACCGACAAGAGUUCAAAUCAAACUUAACAAAUGGGUUUCGUGAUGUGAAUGAAAUACGUUUUUUUUUUGCAUUUAUCAAUCUCUAUUCAUUAUAAUGAAAUAAGAAAAAGAGGAACUAUGCUAUUAUAUUCUGUUAAACCCACAGCCAUAGAAUAAUUAACGAGUAAAGAUAAGACGGAUAUUAUUGUACGUUUGUAUUCAACAAACUUCUUCCUCUCCAUGUUGUAUGCUACAUUACAAGUUCACGGUUACCAUCAUUAUUAAUCUGUUUGUGCUCCCAUCAAAUUGUGAAUUGAAGUAGUGAUGCUUCGAGUGUUUUAAUUAUUAAUUUCUUAAUUUGUGAUAACUGUUUACGUUUAUGCUUGUUCAUUUCGUCCAAUAGAGAAACAUUAAAAAAAGCGAUUGUGUUACCAGUAUUUGUUCUUUUAAGCACAAUAAUAAUGUGAGACUGUGGGAAAGCUAAAUAUGAUAGAUGUAUGACUGUCAAUUAGAUGGACAGUUUCACCUCUUAGUAAACGCCGAAAAAAACGCUCGAUUAAACAUUCGAUUGAAUAUUAUUUCUACUUUCCGACUGAAUGAUAUUUAAUCGAACGCUGUAUAUUUAUAUAUGUCAAUGAAGGAGCGUAUUUUUCAGCCGUGACAAGCCGCGAAAUUGUGCAUCAAAUUGCACAAAUAUUGCCAAUGUUCAGUUGAUCUUUCUACAGAAUAAUUUCGUGGAAAGUAGAGGAAACGUAUUUGUUCCUACAAUCGCGCCCACCUGUGCAUUCAACAUGAUUUUUCUUAAUUGUAUUCAGCUUUAUAUCAUUUAUACUAAUAAUAAAAUCACAAAUUAACGUACAAAUGUACUCGUGAUUCUUAUUUUUCACGAUGUGACAGCAGCUGUUUUUAAGCGAAUGUUAAGUUAGAAUAAGUUUUUUGAUAGCAUUAAAAGAAUCGAAAAAUUUAAUCGGGCAAACUGUUCGUAUUUAAUCUACAUAAAUCUACAUAAUAAUCUACAUAAAUCGGUUAAGUACUUGUAGCCGAUUUAUAGGGAAAAAUUUCCUUCUCUUUAUAUAAGAACAUUAUUUUAUCAUAUUGAACAGAUGCACUUUCACGUGAAUUAUUAAGAGUCGAUAGAUAUUUUCAAUGUUAAUUCAAUUUUGUAAUAAAAUUCAUCAAUUUAAAAAUGUAUUCUGCCAAUAAAAUUGUCUUGUUUCGUCAGUUUUUGUAUGAUGUAUAGUUUCCUCCAUUUUAAGAAUUUCUAAAUAAACUAUUUCCCCUUUUGAAA
Molecule: messenger RNA, 3844 nt
Organism: Acromyrmex echinatior (Panamanian leafcutter ant)
Lineage: Eukaryota; Metazoa; Arthropoda; Insecta; Hymenoptera; Formicidae
Product: lamin
Biological process (GO): protein localization to nuclear envelope; nuclear pore localization; nuclear envelope organization
Cellular component (GO): nuclear envelope; nuclear lamina
Molecular function (GO): structural constituent of cytoskeleton
Source: RefSeq, a predicted model, not a curated record